AUGGUAAUUUUUAGCAGGUCUUCUGCUUCUCCUCCUCCUCGUUCCGAGAGAGAGGUGGAUUUAUCUGUGCAGGAUCCAGGUCCAUCUCCAUCUCCAGAUCCUCCAAAGGUUCCUCUGGCAGGAGUAAGUAAAAGCGGAGUUCAUACAGUUGUCCGUCAAUCAGAUUUUCACACAAGUGCAUUUGCUGAGUUUGAUGAUAACUCAUCAAGUUAUCCACAUCAUAGGUUGGGUUAA
This is a messenger RNA of Prunus armeniaca (apricot), 234 nucleotides long. Lineage: Eukaryota; Viridiplantae; Streptophyta; Magnoliopsida; Rosales; Rosaceae. The record is from the annotation of a GenBank genome assembly.